UCGACCCGCCCAUUUUCAUUCUUCUCCUUCGCCGCCUCACCCUCUUACUCUCCCACAUUCACUCUUCCGUCGCGUCAAUGUCAGUAAGAAUACAUUAGGAAAUCCCUGUUGAAUUCUAAGAGCAGGGGUCACGACCAUGGGUUACUUCGAUCUCAACAUUCCCUAUCCCCAACCCUCACCCACCAACAAGGUCGCCGAACAAAGCAUCCGCACCAGGCUUGCGGUGAAGGCCAUGGAGUUGGGUUACACCGGAAUCGCUUACAACCGCACCAUCAAAGGCGUCAUGUCCGAACAGCACCGUUGCUCCAUUCCCCCACUCACCCUCUCCUCUCUCCUCAACGUUCUUCCCUUUCUCUCCCUCUCCGCUAAUCUUCACCGCUCCCUCCUCGGAGUUCCGCUCUCCACCCCCUUCCGUCAGUACACGCGUCUUACCGUUUGCGUCGACAGCGCUUCCCAGGCGCAGGCCCUCAAUUCGGGGAACCCCAUUUUGAAGACCUACGAUCUCGUUGCUGUUCAACCCUUCAAUCAGACCGCCUUUGAUCUUGCGUGUCAGACCAUGGAGGUGGAUAUUAUCUCGAUUGAUUUUUCAGCUAAAUUGCCCUUUAGAUUGAAGCAGCCUAUGGUUAAAGUAGCAAUGCAGCGUGGGAUUUGUUUUGAAGUCACGUAUUCUGGUUUGUUUGCUGAUAUUCACAAAAGGAGACAGUUAAUUUCUGGUGCUAAGUUGUUGAUGGACUGGACUCGGGGACACAACAUUGUAUUUUCAAGUGCUGCCCCUACUGUGAAUGAGCUCAGAGGACCUUGUGAUGUUGCCAACUUGUGUUCAUUGUUUGGACUCUCCAAGGAACGAGCUAAUGCUGCUAUUUCUAAAAACUGUAGGAUUCUUUUAGCUAAUUCUUUAAGGAAAAAGCGAUUUUAUAAAGAGGCAAUAAGAGUAGAAGUUUUAUCAACAGAUGCAGCAUCUCAUUCCAAGGAAGAUCGGUAUCAAGAGUUACUACAGUGGGAUCCUAUCUCCAGUGGUGAAGGUGAUAUCCUCUUGAAUGACGUGGAGAAAUCUUCUUUAGUCUCCUGUAAAGGAUCAAAAACUGAAAAAGCCAUUGACUUUGCUUCACUGGUCAACAGCCUUCCAUCUAACGGUUUUGAAAUCAAGAAUUUCUUACCUGCAAACAAGGUUUUACCUGCCUGUUUAGACAAUAAAAUAAACUCCCCACCUGUUACCCAAAAACUAGACCAGUCAGCAACCUUACCUAACAACUUCACUGAGCAUUCCACCAUACCUGAUAUUUGUCUUGAGCAAGAUGAAAACCCCUUAUCAAAUGCUUUAACAAAAAGUUACAGUUUGAGCCGUGAUCAUGUUUUUGAGAAAAAUAUGCAGAAUGAAAUAUCUGAUGCUGUCAAUUUAAAGGAGAUAAACAUUCCGACUGCCCUUGACUCUACCUUCCCCGAUGAUAAAGUAAACUUCCUUCCGGUUGCCAAAAACAUAAAUCAGUCAACUCUUGUGCCUAACAACAUAACGGUGCAGCUUGAUAGGCUUGAUGUUUGUCCUGAGCAAGGUGAAAUCUCCCAACCACAGAAACAAAGUGAGGAUUUUUUGGAGAAAAAUAUACACAGUGGAACUUCCAAUGCUUUCAAUUCAAUGGAGAUGGACAUUUCGACAACUGCCACAAAGUUGAAACAAAGAAGUUCUACUGAUUCAAAUGUUGAUCUCAUCCCGCUUGAAGCAAAAGCAUUUGAUGUAGAAUCAAAUUUCUCAAGCAAUACAUGGAAUACUCUAAAACCACAUGAAAACGAUAAACUUUCUGGAUCUUCACAAGAGGUGGCACAUGAUAUUGCUCAUAAAGUAGAUAUCUUUGAUAGUAUUAUUCCAGCACCGUUUCAUGAUAAACACUCUAGUGACAAAAGUUCUGAUGUUAAUUUAAAUGAAGUCGGCAAGAUUCAUGCAGCUUUGCCAAAUGAAGAUUUAGAAACAUCUAUUUCUGAUACUUCAAUGGAGGGUAAACAGUUUGACAAACGGCAUGAUGCAGUUGAACUCGAGAAGCAACAGCUAAAAUCUUAUGAUGAGAUGGAAAUGCAAGAUAAUUCCGAAGCUGCCAGCCAUUUAAGUCCAGAUGUUAUAAUGAAAGAUAAAGAGCUCGGUGAAGUGAUCACCGAAUCCGAUCAAUUAGCCUCAGUUCAUCGUGUAUCAGGUGCAUUGAAACUGAAGCGAAGGACACCUCGGGAACUACCUUUAUUCCCCUUGAAGAGAUUGCUAAAUCCGACGGCCUUUAAGAAGAAAGUUAAAAAAAGCAAGACCAGAACUAAGCUAAAGUAAUUUUUUUUUUUCUGGAUUGUUAGUGUUACAUGGCAUAGAUUGAGCUAAUUUUUUUUAUAGUAUGUAUUAAUACUAACAUAUUUACUAGAGUGUGAAGAAAAUAGUGUUUAAAGACCUUCAAAUCUUCAAAUGCAAUACUAAACCUUGACAUAAAUUUCCAA
Vigna unguiculata (cowpea) is the source of this 2469-nucleotide messenger RNA. Its product is annotated as protein GAMETOPHYTE DEFECTIVE 1-like. NCBI's taxonomy places the organism in Eukaryota, Viridiplantae, Streptophyta, Magnoliopsida, Fabales, Fabaceae. The record is from RefSeq and is a predicted model, not a curated record. Gene Ontology annotation, cellular component: nucleolar ribonuclease P complex. Gene Ontology annotation, molecular function: RNA binding. Gene Ontology annotation, biological process: tRNA processing.